UCAUUUAUUUGUUGUUUUCUGUUCUCGAUCGUCAUCUAAAUGUUUUAACACAGUGAAUUGGCCCUCGUUCAGAGCGGUUAAUGUUCGCAGCCCAUUGCUGGUGCGAGCAGGCGCACACGGAACGGACAUCCCCCUUCCCGUUUGCAUGGAGAGAGUUGACCCGCAAAGCAGGCUGUUUUUCUGCGGUCGGCGGCUCCGUCACCCUCCCGGUCCAGCCCGAAACUGCGGCCUGGUCCCUCACGGCUCGAUCUUGCUCCUUGUUCCUCACGGCUGUCAGUGUGACCGGUGGCUGCUGUACUCGUGUACCGCGGUUUCGGUACACUCUCCUAACGCCUUCUUGUUCGGGCACGGCGUGUAACCAUUUUUUACUUUGCGUCAGAAAAUACAUGUACAGCACUAAUUUUCGGUUUAUCUUAAAUGUUUAAUCCAUCGGAGUGUGCACUCCGGGCUGCCUCAGUGUGAUGAGCCGGCAGGGCGGUGGGCAAGAGCCAGCCUGGGCCGGGAAUGCCCUACCUGCUAAGUUUGUGCUGACGGCCUGCGCCGCCGCCGUGGCAGAAACAGUAACGUUUCCACUUGAUUUGACUAAAACAAGACUUCAAAUUCAAGGAGAAGCCGCUGAUCAAUUGCAUAAAACAUCGAAGCCUUACAGGGGAAUGAUACAGACAGCAAUUGGAAUAGUUAAAGAGGAGGGCCUGUUUAAGCUGUGGCAAGGUGUCACUCCUGCCAUCUACAGACAUAUAGUGUAUUCAGGUGUACGGAUGGUUGCAUACGAACAGCUUCGUGAUUCACUACUGAAGAAGAAUGAUGAUGGCUACUUCCCUUUGUGGAAAGCUGUACUGGGAGGAAUGAUAUCUGGUGCCAUUGGACAAUUUUUUGCCAGCCCAACAGAUCUGGUGAAAGUUCAGAUGCAGAUGGAAGGGAGAAGGCGUCUUGAAGGAAAGCCUCCAAGAAUCCAUGGAGUUUACCACGCUUUUGUCAAAAUUUUGUCCGAAGGUGGAAUUCGAGGAUUGUGGGCAGGUUGGAUACCAAAUGUGCAGAGAGCCGCCUUAGUCAGCCUGGGAGAUCUAACGACCUACGACACAGUGAAACACUUCUUAUUACGAAACACAGCUCUGAAGGAUGGUAGCUUAUGCCACGCUUUAUCAAGCAUUUGUGCAGGACUAGUUGCUGCUACCAUGGGAACCCCUGCAGAUGUCAUUAAAACCAGAAUCAUGAAUCAGACAAGAGACAGACAAGGAAGGGGUUUACUAUAUACGUCCACGUAUGAUUGCCUGAAGCAGACAAUAAAGAGGGAAGGAUUGUUGUCAUUGUACAAAGGAUUUCUGCCAACUUGGACAAGAAUGGCACCUUGGUCAUUGACAUUUUGGCUCACAUUCGAACAGAUCAGAAAAUUAACGGGCCUCAGUUCCUUUUGACAUCUAUUAGAUCUAAUAUAACUUCUGUGAAGUUCCUCUUUGACAACUGUGAUGCUGGAGUGUAGGGAGAAAAAUGGAAAUAAAAUUGAAACUCUUUCACUUGCUCAUUGUGGGUAUCAAAAUAUUACGGUUAGUACUAACUCUGGCCCCCAUAAAACAUAAAAUUCUGGAGAUACUCAGGUGUGUAAAUUUUAUCAACUCAAAUUCAAUAUAGUACAGCUUUAGAAAGUGAAAAGUAAAGAUCACUUUUUAAAAAAAUAAUCUGGCUUUAGCUUAUAUUGAUAUUGUUUGUGUUUCCAGAUACUGUAUUUCCAUUAAGUAUGGGAAAGUAUUAUUGAUGAUGGAUAUCUGAACAUUUUUUAUAAAGAGGUGGAAACACCUGCUGAAUAUUUCUAAUAUUUUCUACUAAAUGAAAUUGUUUGAGUCUACAGACAAGACCUUGUUGGUGGAUCAGAAUGCGGUUGUCACAAUCUAGAAGGGAGGGUGAGUGAAGUGUUGGGAGAUCAUCAAAAGGCAACACCAUCAUCAUGUACAUUUGUUUACCUUACUAUCCAGUUUAUUAGUACAGUCCAGUAAAACAAAUUUAUCUAUAUUCUAAAGCAAGAUAAAUUGUACAGCACAUACUUUCAAAUCAAAAGAAUUGGUAAUUUAGCUGGUGUUAGUCUUUAAGAAAGAUUACAAUUGGUUGUUGAUUUCUGACCAUUUACUCCUUGUGGUGGUUAGAAAAUUAAAGAAUAAUAACUUCAUCUUCAGUCAGACCUUUGAUUUAAGAUUCUUGUAUUUACCCUGUUUCUUAGCCAGGUGUAUCUAUUGAUUGUAAUCUCUAUAUUGUCCUAACAAUUGUCAGUGCUUCUCCUUUUAAUAAUGAAUAUUAUGUUAGAUUUUCAAAAAACAUGAACUGGUGGUUCUUUGUGAGGUUUGACGUCACGUUCUUUAAGAUUUACUGACAUUGUCCUUCAUCGUUUUUAGGAUUGUGUCGUGCUGUUAAUUUUGAUGUUUACAAUUCCGGUUAUUCAGUGUGCAAAAGUCUUAGGUGCAUGUAUAUAACUAGGGUGCCUAAGACUUUUGCACAGUGCUGUAUUCGUUGUUAUCGUGAAGCGGAGAGCAAGUUUGUAAAUCUGGCGGGAACAAAGGAUGUUGGGAAUAGCGAGGGUGGAGCACCGGGGCGGGGGUGGUGUGAGUGCAUACAGAAUUGAUGGAUCAUCACAGAAUUUCUUUUGGUGCUUCCUGCUCCCUCCCUUCUCUUUCCUCUUCCCAAACAUGAUUCCCCUCUCCCUGUCCCCUUCUCACUCUCAAUCCACAAUAGAGACCCAUAUCAGAAUCAGGUUUAUCAUCACUCACAUAUGUCAUAUUUGUUUUUUUUUGUGUGGCAGCAGUACAGUGCAAUGCAUAAAAUUACUACAGUACUGUGCAAAAGUUUUAGGCUUCCUAGCUAUAUUUAUGUGCACAGUAUUGUAGAUGGAUGUUAAUCUUUAUAAGUAGUUUUCAUUUGACCUUCUGUUAAUCAUAGGGUUGGUUUUGUUUUUAUAUUUUAUCAGUAUUGCACCCUCAUAUCACUAUUUUAGUUUAAUCCAAGUAUUGGGACUUGCACUAUUUUAAUAGGAUAAUCUUAUCAUACAGCAUCCUAUAGUCUUCCACUUUCAAUCAUUCUUCUCUUUCCCGUGGGUACUAUUUUUUUUCCAGUUAAUAGCUACGUUGGUAGAUGGUAUCCACCUGAUGGUCUUACCUUCAAAUCAGUUACUAUAUUCCUUGGUGUUCUGCAGUGGUAUUUAAUACCAUUGUAACAGUAGUAAGGACUGUUACAGUCCUACAUGUUUCAUCACAAUAUUAUCCAAAAAAAUUACAAUGUAAAGACAUAAAUGCAGACAAUAACCAGGUUGAUCUAAGAAAAUGAUCUUAGGGAGCAUUUUAAAGGGAAACGGUUUUGGUAAUCAAAUUGGCAUCAGAGAUGAAGUGAUUAAAUUCAGAGAUAAGGAUGAGAAUUUAAGGAACACAGAUAAUCUGAGUGGUUGAUAGGGCUGGAUUAUGAAGAUGGGGAGAAAAUAGACCAGCAAUGACAGAGACAUAGACAUAGAAGUAUGUAAACAAGGAUGUGAAUUCUAAAGUAAAUGUAAUGUUUUGGGAUGAGAUUCACUUGGCAAUAUCAAAUGCAAAGACUAGAACAGGUAUGAUAUAGUGGACUGACUGUUGUGUUUUAUUCUGCCGAGCAAGUCUUCCAAUUUUUUUGUUGUUUUAUUGAACAUAAGGGUUAUUUUAUUAACCAGCAAUGACAGUGGACAGCUGCCUUGUUCAAUUCCUCGUUGAUCUAUGGUAGUAUUGAUUUGUAUUUAUCCUUCCUGACAAUCAAUGCAGGUGCACUUCAAGGAUGUGUACUUAGCCCACUGCUCUACUCUGUUUACACUCAUGACUGUGUGGCUAGGUACAGCGCAGAUGGGAUCUAUAAGUUCAUCAAUGACACCACUGUUGUUGGUAGGAUCUCAGAUAGUGACAAGGAACAUGGAGAAGUGAAUUAGAUUGGCUGCUUGAGUAGUGUCCCACUCAACAUCAGCAAGAUCAAUGUUGCAGCUCUAUAAAACUCUGGUUAGGCCACACUUGGAGUAUAGUGUCCAGUUCUGGUCACCUCACUAUAGGAAGGAUGUGGAGGCAUUGGAAAGGGUACAGAGGAGAUUUACCAGGAUACUGCCUGGUUUAGAGAGUAUGCAUUAUGAUCAGAGAUGAAAGGAGCUAGGGCUUUACUCUUUGGAGAGAAGGAGGAUGAGAGGAGACAUGAUAGAGGUUCACAAGAUAAUAAGAGGAAUAGAUAGAGUGGAUAGCUAGCGCCUCUUCCCCAGGGCACCACUGCUCAAUACUUUAACAUAUGAGGAACGUUUGUCCGCUCUUGGACUGUAUUCCUUGGAGUUUAGAAGAAUGAGGGAAGACCUCUUAGAAACAUUUCGAAUGUUAAAAGGCAUGGACAGAGUGGAUGUGGCAAAGUUGUUUCCCAUGAUGGGGGAGUCUAGUACGAGAGGGCAUGACUUAAGGAUUGAAGGGCGCCCUUUCAGAACAAAAAUGCGAAGAAAUUUUUUUAGUCAGAGGGUGGUGAAUCUAUAGAAUUUGUUGCCAUGGGCAGCAGUGGAGGCCAAGUCAUUGGGUGUAUUUAAGGCAGAGAUUGAUAGGUAUCUGAGUAGCCAGGGCAUCAAAGAUUAUGGUGAGAAGGCGGGAGAGUGGGACUAAAUAGGAGAAUGGAUCAGCUCAUGAUAAAAUGGCAGGGCAGACUCGAUGGGCCGAAUGGCCUACUUCUGCUCCUUUGUCUUAUGGUCUAAUACAAGAGGACAUGGCUUUAAGGUAAGGGGUGGGAAGUUCAAGGGGGAUAUUAGAGGAAGGUUUUUUACUCAGAGAGUGGUUGGUGCGUGGAAUGCACUGCCUGAGUCAGUGGUGGAGGCAGAUACACUAGUGAAGUUUAAGAGACUACUAGACAGGUAUAUGGAGGAAUUUAAGGUGGGGGGUUAUAUGGGAGGCAGGGUUUGAGGGUUGGCACAACAUUGUGGGCCGAAGGGCCUGUACUGUGCUGUACUAUUCUAUGUUCUAUGUUCAAGGAAUUGAUUUUGGAUACCAGCAAGGGCAAGUUGGGAGAACCAGCCCUCACCGAGCAGACACCAUUGGAAAGGAUGAGCAGCUUCAACUUCCUGGGUAUCAGCAUUUCAUAGAAUCUAUCUUGAGCCCAGCCUACUGAUGCAAUCAUAAAAAAGGCAUGCCAGCAGUUCCACUGGAUUAGGAGUUUGAAGAGAUUUGGUACAUCACCAAAGUCGCUUCCAAAUUUCCACAGAUGUAGAGAGCAUUCUGACUGGUUGCAUCACUGUCUGGUAUGGUGCCUCCAAUGUGCAGGAUUGCAAGAGGCUGCAGAGGGUUGUCGACUCUGCCAUAUCCAUCAUGGGUAUAAUCACCCCACCAUUGAAGACAUCUUCAAAGGGCAGUGCCUCAAGAAUAUGGUGUUAUUGUUAAGGACGCUCAGCAUCCAGGACAUGCUUUCCUCUCAUUACUACCAUCAAUGGAGCUUGAAGGCCUACACCAAACAAUUUAGGAACAGAUUCUUCCCCUCUGCCAUCAAAUUUCUGAACAGUCCAUGAACCUAUGUACACUACCUCGUUAUUCUUCUUUCACACUUUUUUUUAAACUUGUCGUAAGCUUAUAUACUUUCACUAUACUGCUUCUGCAAACCAAGUUCACAACCUAUGUAGUGAUACUAAACCUGAUUCUGGUUGUGGUUGUCUUUGACUAAAUGCUUUUCCAUGUUAAGAGCUUUUUCAGAAGACUGUCCUUCAGUAUUGUGAAUCACUUUGUAUCCACAAAACUAAAAGAUGCUUUUAUAUUCAGCAGGUAAGGUGCUUCUUGAUAAAAUUUGUCAAGCAUUUAAAUCUCAUUUUCCAUAUCUAGCCAACUGUGUUGCAAAUUAAAUAAACAUAUAUUUUUAAGUUGCCUUCAUACACAAAUCCUAUGCAUUGGGGUUUUGAUUUCAGUAGUUCAACUCAAUUGUAUGAGGGGUGAUUGAUAAGUUUGUGGCCUAAGGUGGAAGGAGUCAAUUUUCGAAAACCUAGCACAUUCAUUUUUCAGCAUAGUCCCCUCCUACAUGUACACACUUAGUCCAGCGGUCGUGGAGCAUACGGAUCCCUUCUUUGUAGAAGUGGUCCACAGCAAGGGUGAUUGAUAAGUUCAUGCCCUAAGGUAGAAGGAGAUGAGCUAUUAACUUCAAACUUUCUGCAUUAUCACUCAAAGAGCUGAACUGAAUGUGCAUGUAACGAGAGCAUCUUGGACCUCCAGGUGGUCCACAGCAGAGGUGAUUGAUAAGUUUGUGGCCUAAGGUAGAAGGAGAUGAGUUAUACAGCUCUCGUUACAUGCACGUGCAGUUCAACUCUUGAGUGAAGUUUCUCCUCCAGGCCACGAACUUA
Messenger RNA from Mobula hypostoma (lesser devil ray), 6340 nucleotides. It is a transcript of the gene slc25a27, whose product is annotated as solute carrier family 25 member 27. The coding region runs from base 462 to 1415 and encodes 317 amino acids. Lineage: Eukaryota; Metazoa; Chordata; Chondrichthyes; Myliobatiformes; Myliobatidae. Gene Ontology annotation, biological process: transmembrane transport; response to cold. Gene Ontology annotation, molecular function: transmembrane transporter activity. The transcript is spliced from 9 exons. The record is from RefSeq and is a predicted model, not a curated record.